Molecule: messenger RNA, 3705 nt
Organism: Branchiostoma floridae (Florida lancelet)
Lineage: Eukaryota; Metazoa; Chordata; Leptocardii; Amphioxiformes; Branchiostomatidae
Product: fibroblast growth factor receptor 1-like
Exons: 22
Coding region: 554-3193 (879 amino acids)
Biological process (GO): protein phosphorylation; positive regulation of kinase activity; cell surface receptor protein tyrosine kinase signaling pathway
Cellular component (GO): signaling receptor complex
Molecular function (GO): transmembrane receptor protein tyrosine kinase activity; ATP binding
Source: RefSeq, a predicted model, not a curated record
GCGUGUGACCGUCUUUGUGUGAUUGUGUGUGUGCGUGUUUAUUUGGGAGUGUGUGUUGUUUUGCACAUAUGAAUGUGGAGAGAGGACUUCACUGAUUUUUUUUUCUAGAAGGUUAAUCGUUAGGUUUUUACAACUCAAGUUUUCCCUAUAUAGAAGAAAUAUCUCGUCUUUGAAGAAAUAUAUAUAUCAUCUUAAAUCACACAUAAAAACCAAUUGCAAACUACGCCGACGACUCAAUAUACUUCCCUUUUCUUCCCUAUAGAAGGUACAUUUGCAUACCAAAGGAGUACUGGCUCAGGUAGGGUAACCCGAUAUGGGUUGCACACAUACAGAGUAGGGCUGGCUUUUGUGUUCAGGUCGCUUCAAACAAACAUUGUAACACUAUCUCUCGGCCGGUGUACGUACAGGGGGUUCCCCUAUAAUGUACCUCCUGCACUUGUUUUUUACCCAUUGCUUACUGUAUUAUUAUCAUUUACAAGUAUAUUUUUGUGCAGAUAAGCCAACCAACGAACGAACAAACGCCUGACCACUGCACAUCUGACUACAGGUGAAGAUGCCGCUCCUGUACUCUGUACGAGUUUCGGCUGUUCUGAAGAUGUCCGUAAACUUCCGUGUCGUCGCGAUUCUCCUGGUCUGUCUGGCACAAACGGCAUAUUCCGGAUGUACACAUUAUCUGACCGGAAAACGAGGCCAAAUAUGGAGCGUAACGGAUGUGACGUCAUACCAUUGUGAGUGGGACAUCAAUGCUGAUGCAGGCAGUAUCAUACAGAUCAAUUUCGACACCUCCGGAUUCCGGCGAGGCUCAGACAACUGCACCUCUGACGUUCUGACGUUUUAUGACGGAGACUCUUCAGGCAGCAGAGUCACGGACACGUUCUGUGGAGACCAGAUGGCUGACGCAGGCCGUCUGCACCUGUCCACCGCCAGUACGGGGAGUCAGAUGCACGUUGUGUACAGCCGUGGUGCCGGGGAUCAGCAGGGAACUGACUUCAAUAUCACCUUUACCACGAGACGUUAUGAAGAAGUACCAUACUUCAAUGAAGAAACUUUCCUCCCACAAACGGAGCCAGUUUUUAACCACACCACAGCCGAGGAUUUCGUGAAACUUGACAUUUGGUACGAUUUUAUCAACGGAAGAGGUAAACAUGCAGAUCAGUUGGAUUAUCCAUACGGCUACACAACCUACAGCAAAGUAGGCAAUAUGCUGGAGCUGUUCGUCACCAUCCCAAACUCCAAAAUAACGGACUCCAUCCUGGGCUCAUUCAUUUACUCGUGUGCCUACGUCACCAAUGGGUCUCCUGUUCCUGACCGUACAGUGUACAUGUACAUGACCGUACCGGGAGACAGGGAUUGGUCCCCGGAUGACUGGCCGUGGAUCCCGUUUGAAAAUUAUUACGAGUUGAAUUUUGAAAGAACUGAAGCAGUCCUGAAAUGCAGGUUAUGGGACAUAAAGAUGGGAGAGGAGAAAGCUGACCAGAACAUCUUACGAUGUGCAAUCCCCUUUGGACAGCUAACGACAAAACUCACAGUUAAAGCCUGCCCCAUCGGGCGGUUCGGCCGGUUCUGUGCGGAGCGCUGCCAGUGUUAUAACGGAGCCUCAUGCCACAGCUUCAACGGGGCGUGCAGGUGCGCCCCUGGCUGGAGGGGAAGGAACUGCACCACAGUAUUCCCGGAAGUGCGCAUCAGCCCUUCAAACAGCGAACUGGCCGACUUGCGGUACGGGCAGGAACUGCAGCUCACAUGCACCGCCUACAACCUUGACGUCACCAACAUCACGUGGUCUUUUCAAAGUGACAUUUCUGACGACCUGCUGAACGUGACAAGCAGCAAAGAUUUUUCUGUUCUACACCUCAGCUCCCUGCUGCCUGAGUACGAGGGUCACGUGGCCUGUGUAGCUCUUACAAGCAAUGGAGUCAAUUACAGCGACAUGGUGGAUAUAAGGAUAGCAGGAUGUGAGGAUAACCUGUACGGUGAGUUCUGUGACCGGGUCUGUAACUGUACAGAGCUGGAGACCUGUAACCGGACCCUGGGCUGUGUCUGUCAGGGGGAGGGGUGUCCGGUGCCGGAAGAAUCGGACACCCUCCUCCUGACCAUCAGCCUGUCAGCAGCCGGGUUGAUUCUCCUCCUGCUCGGCGCCAUCUUCCUGCUCCACAGGCACAACAACAGGCUGCGGGUCGGCAACAUCGACGAUCCGGAAGUCUUCCGACUCGAACAGAACCUAAAGGCCGUGGUCCCGGUUACAGCAGGCUCCUCGUCAGGCAGUAUCGACAUGGAGCUGCUGAAGGAACGGGAGAUCCACAGGAGCAGGCUGCAGGGCGGACAGAUCCUGGGAGAGGGCGCUUUUGGACAUGUCGUCAAGGCAACGCUGACGCAUCCUGAAAAAGAUGAUGUGACGGUAGCUGUAAAGAAACUCAAGGACGAUGACGACACCCAAACCAGACAGGCCCUUCUGAGGGAAACCUGCAUCAUGUUGCUGUGUGGUAACCAUGACAACGUCAUCGGACUGAAAGGCAUCUGUUUUAGAGACGGUCCGCUCCAACUGGUGCUGGAAUAUGCCGAACACGGGAGUCUCCUGCACCUGCUGUGGACGUUACGUGCGGAGUCCAAACUCAACAGGACCGUUCUGGUCAACAAACGGCACAUCUUCGAGAACAUGAUGGUGGAAGUGUGCUCCGGCCUCGAGCAUCUGGCAAGCAGGAGGCUGGUUCACCGAGACAUCGCGGCCCGGAACAUCCUGAUCUGUGGGAAGGGAACCGCCAAGAUCGCGGACUUCGGGCUGGCCCGGGACAUGUACGCUGUGGGGUACCAUCGGCAGGACGGCGGCAAUGACCUCCUGCCGCUGAAGUGGAUGGCACCGGAGUGCCUGAAGAACGAGGCUAGGUUCACACACAAGAGUGACGUCUGGUCCUUUGGGGUUCUGUUGUGGGAAGUUGCGCAGCUGGGCCGCACGCCGUACCCUGGGAUGGAGGGGGCAGACAGAAUAUAUGAUGCUCUGCAAAACCACUUCAGACUUCCCAGGCCUCAGCUAUGCACCGAGGAAAGAUACCAGCUGAUGCUGCAGUGCUGGAAGUUUAACGAGAAGACCAGGCCGGACGCCACGACUGUCAAACAGCAGCUGGAGGCAGAUCCUAAUGGCUUCUUCUACUUUAACGCACCAGUCGCAGCGAUCGGGGCAGCUACCACGCCGGUGUGAUACCACAGCACUGACCACGCCGGUGUGAGACCACAGUGGACUUCAGACACAGCCGUCAGUCAAACUAAGUCCAGAGAACUGAAUGUGAACUAUACAAUAUUACAUGGCCUCCGUCGAUCAAUUCUAACCAUGCAUGGUAAAAUUAUUUAUCCAUAUCAGUCCGGCAUCAUCGCUUAAUAUUAACAGCCUCAAAUGGGAACCAAAGGAUAUGUCUGAUCAGGAACUGGGAACCAUAUCCUUAUCAUUUUGUGCAAGAUGUUGCCAAUUAGGUUUAUUAUGUUGCUAACAAUUUUUUACUUAAAACGUAUCAGCUAUAUAUCUAUCACUGCUCUAUUAUAUAUAUAGUAGAUUAAAUAUCCUCUGCAAAGUUUUCUUUUAAAAAUGUAUGAAUAUUUAUGCAAUAUUUAUGUCCAUUUUUAACUAGUUAAAAAUGGACAAGAAGUUCGUAUUAUUUAAAUGCUAAAAUGUUUAUCACUUGAUUGAAUGUCUGGCAAUGCCCAGAACAUAAUGUA